AUGACAGAAAAUAUCGAGUUUUAUCAGAAUCAGAUAGCAUUAGCCAGAACGGAAAUAAAAAAUCUGAGGCAACGUAUUUCAGCUCUUAAACAUGAACAUCAAAAGGAAAUAAGCCAUAUAAAGUCAACGCUUAGCAGUCUUCGUUGUUCUAAAUGUGCUGAAGAAGCUACAACAGUAGUGAACAAUCACACUCACGAUGAAGGAACAUCAUCUGACUCACAGAUCAAAUACAAACCUAUCGGUUAUAUUGAGACAUCAUUUAACAAUAAACGAGGGCUGCCACGACAAGCAUCGGUUAUGACAAACUCUGUUGGUGUUGUGACGAUCGAUACAAAUGUUUUUACCAACCCUGAACAUGCUUUGAGCGGCUUGGAAGAAUUUUCUCAUAUAUGGAUAAUAUAUCAUUUCCACAUGACAGAGAGUAACAGUACUCCAGCUAAAGUAUCACCUCCUCGUUUGGUUGGUGAGAAGAAAGGUGUGUUUUCAACGAGGUCCCCACACAGACCAUGCCCUAUAGGACUAUCUCUUGUUAAAAUUCAUAGCAUACAAGUUUUAUUUAAUGAAACUAUUAUUCCUAACAUGAAACAAUCGACUUGGAAAGUUCACGACGACAAUUUAGCGGUCCUGUUAGAGCAUCCGGGCUCGAAGCAGGAAUUGAACUCGCAGGUAGAAACUUUCCAAAAUACCGUUUAUGACUACUUCAACGAGCAAUAUCCACCACGUAAUCAUUACGCUCGCAAAAAUAAAGAAAAUUCGUUCAAGAUAAAAAUGAGGAAGAAAAAACGGGAAUUAAUAAAAAAUCUACGUAUAGCCAAAGCUCUAGGCGACAACCACCUUAGUCAUCAGCUAGCUAGGGCGUUAAGAUCAAUCCUUAAAUUAAUUCAAGGAAUAUCGGCACAAACUGCAGAAUAUCGCGGUAAUUUUGACCGGGCCAAACAGGAAGUAGAUUUUGAUAAAAACCCUUUUGAGUAUUCGAAAACCAUUUUUAAGAAAGAACGCGGACAGCUUCUCUUGACCAACGAUCAAAUUUACGACCAUUUCAAGAGCACAUACGAAGUGCCUAAAAGUGUAAGGCUCUAUACGGAUCCAAACGAACAAAAACCGGAAAUUCCUCAUAUCGAUUUUCACGGCAUACCACCAACGUUAGACGAAAUAAGUAGUCACAUAAAGAGGAAAUCAUCUAAAUCUGCACCGGGCCCCGAUGGUAUCCCAUAUAUAGUCUUUAAAAAAUGUCCAUCGGUUCGUAAACACCUCCUAAAUAUAUACGGCAAAAUCUGGUCAAGGAAGCAAAUCCCGGAGUGUUUCGGGAAAGCAAUUUUUGUCCUCAUUCCCAAAAAAGAUCGAGUUACCGAUCCGAAGGAUACUAGACCGAUAGCCUUAACAAAUACAAUAUCUAAAAUCUUUUUCUCGGUCCUACAAACGAGAAUGACGCGAUUCAUGCUCAGCAACAAGUAUUUUAGGCCAAAUCACCAGAAAGGGUUUCUACCCGGGAUUUCUGGAUGUCUAGAACACAAUACCUUGCUGUCGGAGAGUUUGAAAGAUGCUAGAAAAAGCGAGCGGCAAAUUACAGUUUGUUGGAUAGACUUAGAGAACGCGUUCGGGUCGAUACAACACGAGUUGAUGCUAUUCGCGCUUAGAUGGUAUAACUUUCCACCCUUAGUUAGCGAUAUGAUUGCGUCGUAUUACUCAAAAUUAAAGUUUUCUAUUAUAACUAAAGAAGGCCCUUCAAAAAGUUUGAGUUACAAUGUAGGACUAUUUCAAGGGUGCUGUUUAUCUCCAAUAGUAUUUAAUAUUAUAAUCAAUAUCCUAGUAGAUAAACUUAUCAGCAAUGAGAAAAAAUGGGGGUAUCGGUUUAAGUUCAAUAACAAAUACACGGAAUCCAUUUUAGCCUUCGCUGACGAUCUCGCAAUACUGACACGUCACCCCAAACACUGUCAAGUACUAUUGGAUGAAGUGGAUAAAUUCUGUGAGUGGACGGAUGGAUUGAGGACAAAACCAAGUAAAUGUCACUGUCUGUGUCUUGGUAGGCGGAAUACAAGAUACACCUCAUACGAUCCGGGACUAUCGAUAGGCGGUCAAUGCGUUUCUACGGUUACGGAAAAUGCACCAUUCAAGUUUCUCGGUCGUAAGAUUGAUAAUAUAGGUCGUACUCCAUCUUUAGAAGGAAUAGUAGAUAGCUUUUUAAAUGAUCUCAACAAGGUAGAUAGCCAGCAGAUCAGUAACGUAAAAAAAGCAUGGAUCUACGAUAAUUACUUAACUUCACGUUUGGAUUGGCCUUUCCUCGUCUAUGAUUUUAGUAAAACCCUUUUAUCUAAAUUAGAUGCAGGCGUCAUAAAGAUGUUGAAGUUGUGGCUCGGGCUCGCGCUAACGGCUGAUUCAUCGGCUUUAUUCAGGGAUCGUAAUAGUUUUGGGAUGAAUCUAAAAAGACCAUCGGAGCUCUACAAACACCUAAGAGUUUCCAAGAGACAUAUCCUGGGAAAAUCCCAUGAUGACGUCGUUACAUCACUCCCAAAAGACAAUGAUGCCCCAGAGCUAAAGUCACGACGUCAAUUCCAUAAACAAUUUAUGAUCGGAGCGCAAAAUAACAGAGUAGGGUUAGGAUCAAGUAGGAAAGUCCAAGAUACGGAUAUAUUGAAGUCUUUUAUUCGGCAAGACGAGAACGAUAAAUACAAGAUCCAUGCAAUGAGUUUAGAAAUGCAGAACGAGUGGUUAGACAUAGGAGAUUUUUGCAUUCCACUAGCACUAAAAUGGCGCACCCUAAUUCAUGACUGGUCGCCAGCCUUGCUAAAAUUUUAUCUCAAUGCGUUCCAGAUGACUCUCCCAGAUCAGAGUAAUUUAGUAAGAUGGGGUAAAGGUACCGAAAAAACUUGCUAUAUCUGCGGAAAGGCAGUUGGAACUGCCAAGCAUUUGCUGGUGGGAUGUAAGGUUCUCCUGGACAGCGGUCAAUACUCGCGUCGUCACGAUAGGGUUUUAGAGAUCAUACGUUUUGUGAGAGAGGGCACCAGGGCUAUAAAAUCAAACGUCAAGCCUUACUCUAUCCUUAAAGCGGCUUCGGAUUGGACUAUCAUGAUGGAUACGUAUGAGAAACAAUACAAAAUCCCCGAGGAUAUUUGUGCGUCGGCCUCCAGACCAGACAUAUUUCUAUAUUCGCGUAUUUUAAAGCGCGUUGUGAUGAUAGAGCUUACGGUGCCUUGGGAAACCAACAUCCCCAAAGACCAUGCCAUCAAGGUCAAUAAGUAUUACGAGCUCACUAACGAACUAACUCGAAAUAGGUUCGUCGUUGAUUUGUACGCGGUAGAGGUGGGAGCGAGAGGUAUAACAGCUAAAUCUCUCUAUAACCUACUAAAAGACUUGGGCCUGUCCAGAACUAACAUUAAUUCAUUCUUAGAACGUACGUCGAAGGCAGCCCUAGUAGGUUCUUUUCAAAUUUGGUUAGGUAGGGAGAGGAACUUGGACAGUGGAGGCAAUAAGAUACAUUUCUAUGGUGUGGACAUGGUUAAUGGGACCCCAGUUUUAGAUAUUAAGCCAUACAUACCACAAUAUGAUUACCCGAUAUCAGAAGCUAAUGAACGACCACCCACCGAAGGCAUUGAUUUGGCCGGCUUGAAUCUUAAUGUAUCAAGCUUAAACAUAACAACAGGAUAUGGUGAUAUGUUACCGAGUGAUUUAUUAACACCGUUGACACCUUCGGAGAAUUUGGAUGAAGCUUUGUCCAUACAACGAGGGGAGCCCGAUGGCCAAGAACGAUAUAUAGGGCAGGCUUCAAAUAUAAACCAGACAGAUGUAAGAGUGGCUUCAUGGAUAACAAAUACAAGAAAUACAUAUCAAGUGGUUUUCACCGAUGAAUCUCUAACUAGACUUGAAAAUCUCAUCGGAAGCCGAGCUGACAGUUUCAAAACUAAUAUAAUGAGUCUACUAUCAGAAGAUCCUAGAUCUGUUUACGUGAAAACUAAAUACAAAGAUCACGAAUACAAUUGUGUGUUGGAAGAUUUGUCUAUAACGUGUGUGUUUGAUGAAACGAGUUCUAUAUGUACUAUAAUAGCUGUUAAGAGUGCUGACGAAUUACAGAAUUGA
Molecule: messenger RNA, 4074 nt
Organism: Danaus chrysippus (African queen)
Lineage: Eukaryota; Metazoa; Arthropoda; Insecta; Lepidoptera; Nymphalidae
Source: the annotation of a GenBank genome assembly